AUGGAUGAAGAUGAGCUCAAACACGUGGAAGCCAAUCUCGUUUGCUUCAAAGCAAGCUACAAUUCCGAAACUCAGAUUGAAGCCACAAGCCAGCAGCUCAAGGAGUCGGUCUGUGACCUGCUGAAAGCCAACGUGCUGGACCAGUAUCACGAAGCAGAGCCUGAGAAGGUGGCUGCCAAUAUCGGGCUGGCUUCUGCCACACUCCUCGAUGCCUACUGGAAGGACACAGCAAAGUCCAAAGACUUUGAGUUUGGCAACAAAUUCCGGCCCUACCGCCCUCAGUUGAACGAGGAAGAGACUGAUCGCGGUACCAGUCACGAUCAAGCCACGAACCGUAUGGCCAUGGCUCUUCAAAGCGUACAGGCAGGCAUAGAGGAGUACAUCCGCCAGGCUCGCCGGCUCCGUGUGCUCGGCAUUGUGCAAUCCUUAUUCGCGUUUGCCCAGGAUUUGGAGGCCGGUCAUAAGCCAAAUGCUCCAACUUGUAGUGUUUGCGGCUCGCAGGACAACACUGAGAUAAAGGACCUCAGCCUCUUCAUCACCUGUGGCCACCUACUGUGCUCAGGAUGCGUCACAGCACAUGAGAAUCAGCAUCAUCAGGUCGAGAGCACUGCGGGCGAGGUUCUAUGCCCUGUCGACUCGUGCUCUGCGAUGGCUCGCUCUGCCCUCGUCCCCUGCACGCAGCUCAUUUCUGCCACGGCAGCCUCAACUCUCGAUUUUGAGGGCAAGAGCGCCAAGGUCAUGAAGAUUCUGGACGUCAUACGCACCGACGUCAAGGACGAUGAGAAGGCUCUCCUGUUCGUCGGCAACAAGAAGCUCAAGGCCCAGCUCUUCGACGCGCUCGCGGAGGACGACAACGUCGAUGUGUACAUGACCACCGGCACACACCACGAUACUGACGCCAUCCGAUACUUCAAAGAGCCCAAUGAAAACGGCAAAACCAAGGUCCUCGUCCAGAGCCUCAUGUCCGAGGAGUCCGCCGGCACGAACCUCACCGAGGCCAACCACAUCAUGUUUGCUGCGCCCCUGCACACCGACAGACGCAACCACUACAUGUACAUGCGACAGGCCCGGGGCCGCGCCAUCCGCUUCGGCCAGACCCGGCCGGUGAAGGUCUACCACUUCGUCACGGCGCACACGAUGGAGGUUGACGUCCUGGAGCACCGACUCAGACACAAGCUGCUCAUCCCCGAGGGCGGCGACCGCAUGCCCCUCGACGACCUCGACUACAAGCUCUACGCUCUAGACACCCGAGCUGCUUCCAGAGGCCCGCCGAGUGCCACCAAAGAAGCCUCUGCUGCUACUACGGUCUCACCCGCGUUGAGAAGAAUCCGACCUUACAUUGACGAAGUGGAAACCAGGAAGCUUCUCGACUCGCAGGAGUAUGAUGAGUGGCAGGAUAGGCUUGAUGUGCCGCCCUCAGAAGCUACCAAACAGGCACCUUGGUUCCGGAGCCAGGUUGUCGAGCAGUCUGCUCAUGAGAAGGUGUAUGAUGACGAUGUCGAGGUCGGAAAUUGA
Molecule: messenger RNA, 1515 nt
Organism: Verticillium nonalfalfae
Lineage: Eukaryota; Fungi; Ascomycota; Sordariomycetes; Glomerellales; Plectosphaerellaceae
Exons: 1
Coding region: 1-1515 (504 amino acids)
Source: RefSeq, a predicted model, not a curated record